Molecule: messenger RNA, 1392 nt
Organism: Rhinocladiella mackenziei CBS 650.93
Lineage: Eukaryota; Fungi; Ascomycota; Eurotiomycetes; Chaetothyriales; Herpotrichiellaceae
Exons: 4
Coding region: 1-1392 (463 amino acids)
Biological process (GO): positive regulation of transcription by RNA polymerase II
Cellular component (GO): RNA polymerase II transcription regulator complex
Molecular function (GO): protein dimerization activity; DNA-binding transcription factor activity
Source: RefSeq, a predicted model, not a curated record
AUGGAGACGACAAGCCACCGCCCCUGGGAGACCAACCCUCCACCGUCUCUCCCGCAAACGACGCAGACUUUACCUUCGAUAGCUUCUUUGACGGCGAAGCUCCCAGCUCAGCCCAUUGAUAGGGCUCCUUCAGAUCUUUCCAUUCACCCACCUCAGAGGGACUCCGGAAGCUGGAUGACUCCUGGAGCUCUCUCAGGUUCUUCCGCCCAUUCGGCCAAUUCUAUGCCAUAUUUGAAUUCUGCUCAUUCUCCGACUGGACCGGGACCGUCGCCUUACACUCCUGAAAACACCUCUGCCCCCCCGGCGCCCUUCAAUGGUGGAUUGCAGCACACCCCCAACGGUUUGCCUGCGCCCACGUCCGACCCGAAUCCGAACAGAGGAAGUGGCGAUUUUGAUGAUUCCAGGAGGAGCAGUGUGUCAAACAGCAUUCACUCCGGCAUGAAUAAUCUCGGUUUGGGGCCUACCUCCCCGUAUACCAGCAACAAUGCCUCCCAAACCUCGCUGGUGUCCGGUCUCCAAAGGGAAAGAGGAAUCCAGACAAAUGGCUACUCAGGAAGUCGAUACUCAACCAUGAGUGGACCCAUCUCGUCCUUCGGGUCCAACCGUGGUGGACGAGGAGGAUUUGCUGCUGGACGAGUAGCUCCUCCAAUAUUGGAAAACCCCAAACAAGAAGUCUACAGCGCCGAAGCUCCCACUCGAGGUCAAGCCUACGCCUUUCCCGAUCCCGAUGCCCCUCGACCACAAGGCGCACCACACUCGACGUUUUCGCGAAGAAACAGCUUUGCCGAGUCAUUCACCAGCAGCAUCCUGACGACGGAAUCCUCCCGGUUGCCAUUAGGCCAACAAGAACUUCCGGAAGCUCAUCACCACAGUCUACAACAUAAACAAAUCGAUAGCCUUCGGAGUGACCCGGACUCACCCAACGGAACCACACCCUAUAGCCGCACACCGGAACUCCGAAUAACACACAAGCUCGCUGAACGCAAGAGACGAAGCGAGAUGAAAGAUUGUUUCGAACAGCUGCGAACCAGGUUGCCGGCAAGUCAAAAUAAUAAAUCCAGCAAAUGGGAAACCUUGUCACGAGCCAUCGAUUAUAUCUCGCAGCUCGAAAAUCAAAACAAGGCACAACGGGUUGAAUUCGAAAGCCAACGCCUUAAAAUGGCUGAACUAGAAGCAAAACUACACGAAAUGAGCCAACAGAUGCGGGCCUUACAGCAGCCCCAAGGUUCAUUUCCUCCUCCACCCACAGCCAUGCCACAGAGUCCACUCGGGUAUGGAUCGCAUUUCAAUAACCACAUAGAUGGCCCAACUGAGCCAGCAAGGACACUUCCGCCGAUAAUGAACAGCGGGUCUAUGCAAGGGAUACAAUAUUCCUCAGAAGACCGGCGGUAA